GAGAAAGCUGACACAGCCAAGUCAGAGGAAAGCGCCAAGAUACAUUUCUUUAGUUUCUGGAAACAAAAAUUGGGCAGACUCCGCUUCCAGCUACGAUCUAGCGGCCGGGAUUUCCAACGCUCCGGGCCCAGAGUUUCGCGCGGACCCCCCCUGAAGGGCCCCCAGCUCCGCCAAAGCCGCGCCCAAGGGGCCGUCGUUACCCCCUAGAAAGGCCCUCCGCCGGCUCCGCCUUUGCCCGCCCAGGCCCCGCCCCGGCCGCGCGCUGUCCUGCUCUGCUCGCGGACUCACUUGGGCGAGCGAGCGGCAGCGCUUGGCCUUGUGGCAGGCGGCGGAGGCCGGCGAGGGCGCCGGAGCCGCGGGCAGCGGCGGGGCGCAGGGAGGCGCGCACGGGGGCUCGGACGGCGCGGCGUUGGCCGCUGCGGGCGCCGCUGAGCGCUCUCACCCUCAGUCGCGCAACUUCGAAACCAGGACGCGGGAGCCUGAGGAGCGCUCGAGCCCCGGAGCCUGAGGAGCGCAGAGAGGGGCACGCCGGAGCCUGGCCGGAGAGCGGGCGCCGGGUACCCAUAGCGUUCCGAGCGCCGGGCAGCCCUCAGCGAAGCGUGGCUGCCUCUGCCCCCACGGAGGGCACGGGCUGGCGCGGCCGGGCGCCGGGGAGGACGGCGAGGAGGAGGCGGCGGCGGCGGAGACGGCGGCGGCGAGGCUGGGGCCAGGGAGAGAGCCCUGGGGGAGAGGCGCCCGAGCCGGGCCGCGGGAGCAUGUGGGCCCGGAGCGGAGCGCGGGGCGCGCUACUGCUGACACUCCUGCUCUGCUGGGACCUGAGGCUGAGCCAAGCAGGCACUGAUUCUGGCAGCGAGGUGCUCCCAGACUCCUUCCCGUCGGCGCCGGCAGAGCCGCUGCCCCACUUCCUGCGGGAGCCGCAGGACGCCUACAUCGUGAAGAACAAGCCGGUGGAGCUGCGCUGCCGUGCCUUCCCCGCCACGCAGAUCUACUUCAAGUGCAACGGCGAGUGGGUCAGCCAGAACGACCACGUCACGCAGGAGAGCCUGGACGAGGCCACCGGCCUGCAGGUGCGAGAGGUGCAGAUCGAGGUGUUGCGGCAGCAGGUGGAGGAGCUGUUUGGGCUGGAAGAUUACUGGUGCCAGUGCGUGGCCUGGAGCUCUGCGGGCACCACCAAGAGUCGCCGGGCCUAUGUCCGCAUUGCAUACCUGCGCAAGAACUUCGAUCAGGAGCCCCUAGGCAAGGAAGUGCCCCUGGACCAUGAAGUUCUCCUGCAAUGCCGCCCACCAGAGGGGGUGCCUGUGGCUGAGGUGGAAUGGCUCAAGAACGAGGACGUCAUCGACCCCACCCAGGACACCAACUUCCUGCUCACCAUCGACCACAACCUCAUCAUCCGCCAGGCUCGCCUGUCAGAUACGGCCAACUACACCUGCGUGGCCAAGAAUAUCGUGGCCAAGCGCCGCAGCACCACCGCCACCAUCAUUGUCUACGUGAACGGCGGCUGGUCCAGCUGGGCCGAGUGGUCACCCUGCUCCAACCGCUGUGGCCGUGGCUGGCAGAAGCGCACACGGACCUGCACCAACCCCGCCCCACUCAAUGGAGGUGCCUUCUGUGAGGGCCAGGCCUUCCAGAAGACUGCCUGCACCACCGUGUGCCCAGUCGAUGGCGCGUGGACAGAGUGGAGCAAGUGGUCGGCCUGUAGCACCGAGUGUGCGCACUGGCGCAGCCGCGAGUGCAUGGCGCCCCCUCCCCAGAACGGAGGCCGGGACUGCAGCGGGACCCUGCUUGACUCCAAGAAUUGCACCGACGGGCUGUGCGUGCAGAAUAAGAAAACUCUAAGUGACCCCAAAAGCCACCUUCUGGAGUCCUCGGGGGAUGUGGCGCUGUACGCAGGCCUUGUGGUGUCCAUCUUCGUGGUGGUGACCGUCCUCGUGGUGGUAGGGGUGGUCGUGUACCGCCGCAACUGCCGGGACUUCGACACCGACAUCACCGACUCGUCCGCCGCCCUCACUGGCGGCUUCCACCCAGUCAACUUUAAGACUGCGAGGCCCAACAACCCGCAGCUCCUGCACCCAUCUGUGCCUCCGGACCUCACUGCCAGUGCGGGCAUCUACCGCGGACCCAUGUACGCCCUGCAGGACUCGGUCGACAAGAUCCCAAUGACCAACUCACCCCUGCUGGACUCCCUGCCCAACCUCAAGAUCAAGGUCUACAACUCUAGCACCACCAGCUCUGGGCCAGGCCUGGCAGACGGGGCUGAGCUGCUGGGAGUCCUGCCACCCGGCACGUACCCUGGUGAUUUUGCCCGGGAUGCCCACUUCCUGCACCUGCGCAGUGCCAGCCUCGGCUCCCAGCAGCUCCUGGGCAUGCCCCGUGACCCGGGGAGCAGUGUCAGCGGCACCUUUGGCUGCCUGGGCGGGAGGCUCAGCAUCCCUGACACAGGGGUCAGCCUGCUGGUGCCCAAUGGAGCCAUUCCCCAGGGCAAGUUCUACGAGAUGUACCUCCUCAUCAACAAGGCAGAAAACACCCUCCCGCUUUCGGAAGGGACCCAGACAGUAUUGAGCCCUUCGGUGACCUGCGGGCCCACGGGCCUCCUGCUGUGCCGCCCCGUCAUCCUCACGGUGCCACACUGCGCUGAAGUCAGUGCCGGUGACUGGAUCUUCCAGCUCAAGACCCAGGCCCACCAGGGCCACUGGGAGGAGGUGGUCACCCUGGAUGAGGAGACCCUUAACACCCCCUGCUACUGCCAGCUGGAGGCCAGGUCCUGCCACAUCCUGUUGGACCAGCUGGGCACCUACGUCUUCACGGGUGAGUCCUACUCUCGCUUGGCAGUCAAGCGGCUCCAGCUGGCCAUCUUCGCCCCCGCCCUCUGCACCUCUCUGGAGUACAGCCUCAGGGUCUACUGCCUGGAGGACACGCCCGUAGCACUGAAGGAGGUGCUGGAGCUGGAGCGGACCCUGGGUGGCUACCUAGUGGAGGAGCCGAAACCCCUGCUGUUUAAGGACAGUUACCAUAACCUGCGCCUCUCCCUCCAUGACCUGCCCCACGCCCACUGGAGGAGCAAGCUGCUGGCCAAGUACCAGGAGAUCCCCUUCUAUCACAUUUGGAGUGGCAGCCAGAAGGCCCUGCACUGCACCUUCACCCUGGAGAGGCAUAGCCUGGCCUCCACGGAGCUCACCUGCAAGAUCUGCGUGCGGCAGGUGGAGGGGGAGGGCCAGAUAUUCCAGCUGCACACCACGCUGGCAGAGACGCCUGCCGGCUCCCUGGACGCCCUCUGCUCCGCCCCCAGCAGUGCAGUCACCACCCAGCUGGGACCCUACGCCUUCAAGAUCCCCGUUUCCAUCCGCCAGAAGAUAUGCAACAGCCUGGACGCCCCCAACUCGCGCGGCAAUGACUGGCGGUUGUUGGCGCAGAAGCUCUCCAUGGACCGGUACCUGAACUACUUUGCCACAAAAGCGAGCCCCACGGGUGUGAUCCUCGACCUCUGGGAAGCUCUGCAGCAGGACGACGGGGACCUCAACAGCCUGGCGAGUGCCUUGGAGGAGAUGGGCAAGAGCGAGAUGCUGGUGGCCAUGGCCACCGACGGGGACUGCUGAGCUGCCCCAAACCCGCAGGCUGUUAGGGACCAGCAGGCGGCUGGCACAGGCAGACCCAGGGCAACCUCCUGUGGGGCAGUUGGGCCUCCUCUGCUCCCGAGCUCACAGCCAGAAUCGCCCUUCCUCCUCCUCCUCCCCUUGCCCCCCCCCACCCAGACCACGACCAGCCUUAGGAAAUCCAUGGACGUUGUUGUUGGGAGGACCCAGCGGUCCUUCUCCACCUCCUGCUGUCUCUCCUGACCUCAGACCGCUGUGCAGGAACCGGGGUGGGGAUGGGGCCUCUGGAGGCAGCUAGGGGAGCAAGGAGGUGGCCCUCCCACCCUGUGCCCCAGGGUCUCUGGGGUGCAUCUGUUUUAGUUGUGCUCUUCAUUUUCUUCCUCAGCUAUUGAUUUCUCCCUCCUCCCUAAGCCCCUUUCUCCUUUCACACUGUUUUCCUCUUCGAAGAGUCAAGUACAGUUCAGACAAACUGCUUUCUCCUGUCCACAAGCAAAAAGGAAGAGGAAAGAAAGAAGGAAAGAAAGAAAGCUUCAGACUGCUAGUAAGGCUCAAACAAAGAAGAAAAACACCAAAACCACAAGGGAAAAGAAAACCCAGUUUCUUAGGAAACGCAAAUGAUUUAUUAUCCAGAUAUUUGGAUAAGUCCUUUUUAAGAAAAAAAAGAAAAAGAAAAUGAAAAAACAACACAAAAAAAAUAGAAAACACUUUUCUUGAGUAUGGGUGAGUGUGGGCAUGCUCGCGGUUCUGGCCAGCAGCGUGUGUGUGUGUGUGUGUGUGUGUGUGUGUGUGUGUGUGUGUGUGUGUGAAUCAGGGAGAGAGAGACUGAAUAGGGAACACUUUGCUGCUAAUGAUUUUAUCUUAGACUGAAUUCUUACAAGGCCUCAGCUUCCACAGCUCUACAGGGUCAGAUGAGGUUUGAGCUGUGGUCCCAUGUUUCUUCCUAAAAUCUUAAGCAGAUGCUGAAUCAGUAAAGCCAAGGAGCCCUGAGAUCGGGCUUGGGGUGGGGUCCUGCCUCCCUCUCACAGCCCCAGGCGGGUGCUGCAAGUCUCAUCUGGGCUCCCAGGAAUCCAGAUGAAGAUGCCCUGGGAUGGAAAGUGUGGGCGGGCCAGCCCAGCUGUGAGCCAGGGAGAAUUUCCAGUACUGUGGUCUGGUGGCUUCUGGAGAGGGGCCAUGGCCCAGAAGCGGGACCCUAACAGAGAGAGAGAAGUCAGGGAUGAGAAUCCCCCAUGGACAGGACACAUCUCUCUCCCGCAUCCCAGGGUGGGGCCAGCCAGGACACGCCCACCCAGCAGCCUCUAGACCAGGUGGGCUGGAGCAGGUGGGUGUUCUCUUAAUGCCCGGGAUCUGCCCUUUCCCAGGCUUGGUUACUUCUGUAAAACAGAAGGGGUGGAUAAGAGGGCGUCUCUAGCUGCAGAAGCCUGAGCUUCUGGGGUCAGUGUGGCUUUGAGGAACGUGUUAGCAGCCGUCCCUGCGGGUGGCGUGGGAGGCUGGGAGGUGGCUGCUCGGCUGUGCUUUACGCACUGGCCUGGAGUGGAGGAGGCAGGGUGGAGGGCUAUUUUCCCAGCUCUGAUCUCCACAGGCACCCCCUGUCACCCUCCCUCCACAGUCUGACGGAAGCUUUGACAGGCAGCAUUGCCAGGGUGGAGAGCCUGGCACCCCCUCUCCAGCCUGUUCCAGGAUGUUCCAAGGGGCCAUCAGGGUCCCUUUUUGGCCAUCUGGUGGUGGCUGGAACCAGAAUCUUGAGCUGGCACAGAGGCCACAUCAAAGGCUUCUCCUCCUUGGCACCCGAGCCAAAGCAAGUGCCACCUCUGGGCAUUGACCCCAGGGCUUUGCCCCAGCAGGUCCGUGAGCAUCCUGGCCUUUAUGACCCCAGGGCUUGCCCCAGCAGGUCCAUGAGCAUCCUGGCCUUUAAAGGUCUGGUCUCCUGGGAGGAAGGCAGGUUUGGGGGCUGUAGUCCCAGCCAAUGUCCCCAGCCAGGCUUUCCUGCCAUGCACCAGGGAGCUUAUGGGGAUAGUGGGAUUCUUACCACCCACCAGCCCCCCGGGCAAUGGGUUGGCUGUGGGCAGUCAAGGGCCUGCUGGGUUUGAGAGAGAGGGUUCCUUUUUAUCAGUGCUGCUGAAGGGGCCAGGCCUGCAUGGGGCUUGGGCCCCUGAGGCUGAGACCAUAGCUCUUCAUUCCCCAGUGCCUGUGUGGACGUUGCCUCAGACAAAGGCAGUGAGCCUUCCCUGCCAAAGGUGCCUGUCCACUACAGGCUCAGCGUCCCGGCUCGCUCCUAGUCUGAGCUGUGCGGGCCUGUGUGGUAGCUUGAGGGCAGCCUGGAGUCAGCGUUCCAGCUCCAGCUUUGCCAUUAAACCUCUGUGUGACUUCAGGCAUAUGACUGCCUUCUUGGGGCCUCUGUUCCUUUUUCUACCAAGGCCCCACGGCUGCUGUCUGAGGCCUCUGGGGCUCUGAUACGUCACUCUAGUCUCCUGAUGGGAACGCUAGUGGGUAGAAGUUGACGGUGGUCUGCCAUGUCCCGCCUCCGUUCCCCACCCUCAGAAGCGAGCUGCUUCCUCAGUGCCCAGGACGGGAGCUCUUGGUGGGUGAGGCCGGGCCAGCCCCCCAGGUGCCAUUUCUAAUCGGAUUCCUAGAAAUUGUGUACCAGGGCCUGGAGCACGGAACCAAUGGGCUGAAGCCUCCUGGGAGGGUUCAAACUGUCCAGCUUUAUAAGAAAAGCCUGGAAAGGAUUUGCUGGCUCCAUCAAUCUGCCACGGCUGCUGUGACUACGUCUGCAGACUGCCCGCCUCAGGGUGCGAUGGACGUUCCUCCGCUUAUUCGAGCCUGAGAGGCAGCCCCACACAGCUGAGUACCUUGAGAACCGCAGAUUAAGUGCCACUGCAGGAAUGCAGGGCCCUCGCGCACUGUUGACGUCUCUCUCAUCUCUGUGGUGUGUUUGCGCGUGUGUGCGUUGGGGGGGGGGGGCUUUUAUCCGCGGGCACAUUAGCGUGCCUCUCCGGGAACGUGACCCCACCUGUGUGUACAUGUGUGCCCUCGCGUCCAGGCUGGGCCACCUGGAGGUUGGUGUGCCUGGUUUUGCCCUCUCUGAGUCCACAGGGUCAGUCGGUGUAUCUUCUAUGUGCCUCUCCCUCGGCCUUCCCUCGCAGUGCCCUGGGCUCCAGAGGGACCCUCCCCACUCCUGGAAGAUCCAGGACCCUCUGGUCCCUUUUCCCCAGCAACCAGGCAGCUGAGCCAGGUCCCUUAGCAGGCCCUCUAAGGAGAGGUGACCAAGAGCCUGGGUGCAGGGAGCAGCUCUCCUGUGGGCCAGGGGCUGGACCACUCGCCUGGGCCAUGGACAUGGUUCUAUGCUCGGGGCUGCAGGGCUGCAGGGAUGGCCCCAAUCCCACCUCUGUUUAUUCUGUAAA
Aethalodelphis obliquidens (Pacific white-sided dolphin) is the source of this 6991-nucleotide messenger RNA. RefSeq names its product unc-5 netrin receptor B (gene UNC5B). Gene Ontology annotation, cellular component: membrane. The record is from RefSeq and is a predicted model, not a curated record. The coding region runs from base 756 to 3593 and encodes 945 amino acids. The transcript has 17 exons. NCBI's taxonomy places the organism in Eukaryota, Metazoa, Chordata, Mammalia, Artiodactyla, Delphinidae. Gene Ontology annotation, biological process: anterior/posterior axon guidance; netrin-activated signaling pathway. Gene Ontology annotation, molecular function: protein binding; netrin receptor activity.